Messenger RNA from Ascochyta rabiei, 4275 nucleotides. Its product is annotated as Dicer-like protein 2. Gene Ontology annotation, cellular component: nucleus; cytoplasm; RISC complex. Gene Ontology annotation, biological process: siRNA processing. Gene Ontology annotation, molecular function: DNA binding; ribonuclease III activity; ATP binding. The record is from RefSeq and is a predicted model, not a curated record. The coding region runs from base 1 to 4275 and encodes 1424 amino acids. NCBI's taxonomy places the organism in Eukaryota, Fungi, Ascomycota, Dothideomycetes, Pleosporales, Didymellaceae. The transcript is spliced from 5 exons.
AUGGAGCUCGAUAACGGUGCAUCAAAUCGUGCGGCCCAAGUCGACGCUCAGCCAUUUGUUCUGCGCUCAUAUCAGGCUGAGAUGGUCGAGGAGAGCCUCAAGUCUAACAUCAUCGUUGUUAUGGACACAGGCAGCGGCAAAACGCACAUUGCAAUCGAGCGCACACGAGCUGAGCUUGAGACUUGUAAGCCUUCCAAGCGCGUAUGGUUCCUCGCACCUACCGUCACGCUUUGUGAACAGCAAAGUGAGGUCUUCAGUCGCCACCUACCAAAUUACAACGUCCUAGUGCUCAGCGGUCAAGACGACGUUGAUCACUGGACUGAGCAGGGCGUUUGGGAUGCGGUACUACAGAACGUCCGCAUUGUGCUGUCUACGCACCAGGUCCUGUAUGACGCUCUCGCUCAUGCAUUCGUCCGAAUGCACGAUCUCGCCCUUUUGAUCUUUGACGAAGCCCACCAUUGCACUCUCAAACAUCCAGCCAAUCGCAUCAUGUCAAAUUUCUACACACCAGGAGUCGAAAGAGGAGACGAGUAUCUCCCCAAGAUUCUUGGCCUGAGCGCAAGUCCGGUAAUGAGAGCAGAUGCCACCGAAGAAGCUCUGGAGCAAAUUGAACGAAACAUGCAUGCUGUGGCAAAGACACCAAAGAAAAACCGCUCAGAGCUUAUGCGGCACGUACACCAGCCCGAGCUGAUCAGGGUAGAUUACCAAGUGGAGAAUCAGGAAUCCUGCCAGUCUCGAUUGCUUGUUGCUCUCACACGCAGCCAUACGGAGUAUGACCUCAUGGAAGACCCUUAUACAAAAGACUUACUGCAAAAGCAACAGGACAGUAUCGACGUUUCCAGGCAGCUGCAGAGGUUGUUCAUGAGCCAGAAAACGUACUGCACUGAGCAACUCAAAACUUUGAGUAACAAGUCGCGAGACAUGAUGCAGGAGCUGGGCUCGUCUGCAGUUGAUUGGUAUCUACAUCAGUGCAUGGCAAGGUUCGAGAAGACUGUAUGCGAUGCGGAACAACUCUUCGAUUCGUCCAACGAGGAGAAGGUACACCUGCUGCACAUCUUGCGGAAACUCCCAUUCUCGGAACUUCCUGCUCCUUCCCUGUCAGUCGAUUACAUUUCUGGAAAGGUGCAGGUGUUGAUUGAUACAUUGAUUAGCGAGGCACAAGAUAACCCCAAUUUCACAGGCCUAGUUUUUGUUGAGCAACGCGUCUGGGUGGCUGUCUUAGCCGAGCUUCUGUCCGUACACCCGCGAACCAAAGACCUUUUCCGAGUGGGCACGUUCCUUGGAACCUCACAGUCAGGCAAACGCAAAGCGAUGAUUGCGACCUUCGCGGAACCAAAGAAUCAGCAAACCACUUUGGAAGACUUUCGAGCAGGUAAGAUUAACCUGAUACUUGCAACAAGUGUCCUCGAAGAAGGCAUCGAUGUGUCUAGUUGUCACCUCGUCAUUUGUUUCGAGCGCCCCAAGAACUUGAAAAGCUUUGUCCAGCGGCGCGGCAGAGCUAGGAUGCAAAAGUCGCGAUACUUUGUCUUCAUGCCUCAAGUAGGAGGGGGGCGUCCACCAGAAUCCUGGGAAGCACUCGAGCAGACAAUGAAAAGAGCUUAUCUCGAUGAUUUGCGGCAGGCUAAGCUGGCGGACGCGAGCGAGUCGGAACAGGAGGAGGGAUCACGCUGUUUCGAAGUCUACACCACCGGCGCCUGUUUGACACUGGACGAUGCGUUGCCGCACCUCAACCAUUUUUGCACGCUCCUGGGAACCAGCCCAUACGUUGACCCGCGUCCACAGUUCCGCUUUAUUAGGUCUGAGUCUGACAGUAUCGUUGACGCGGAAGUCACGCUCCCCAUUUCAGUCGACUCUGCAGUUCGCACAGCUAAGAGCUUGGAAUCAUGGCGAACCGAGAAGAUGGCGAGGAAAGAUGCCGCUUUCGAAGCAUACAAAGCGCUGUACCUUGCCGGUCUGGUCAACGAUAACCUGCUACCCGUACGCCAAGAAACUGAUGAUAUGGUAGCAGAGUUUCAGGUGCCGGAUCAUACGCCUUCCAUGGUACCCACCUCACCAACUCUCAAUCCCUGGCUCUCCGUCGCUCAAUUGCAACAGCUCAAGCCUCAAAGGUAUUGCCGAACACUGGUAGAGGUGCAAGCAGCUGGUGAAGACGCCCUGUACUUCAGGCUAUUCACUCCAACUCCUGUCCCAAUGGUUGGCAGCAUUGAGCUGUUUUGGAACGAAAGCAAAUCCUAUACAGCUAGAUUUUCGAAACAGUCCGAGGUCACUCUCACGGCCAAUGACCUUGCACAGCUACGUUCUGUCACUCGAAAGAUCCUCCUUUCUAUACACGCAGGGAGAAUGCAGGAAGACAGACACGACUUUCUGUGGUUACUGGCUCCCUGUGAUAGGGCAGGUAAGACUCCAGAGCUAGCGAAAUGGGACAGUGCCACAGACGGCUGUCAGCCAGCUUUGUCGUUGAUUUCCAACUCCAUGCACCAGACGUCGCAGUGGGGUAUCAUCUCGCAAAACGGUGAUAGUCGAAAAUACUUUCUCAAGGCCAUCGGCGCUCCGCAGACGAAUAGCCCACUAAGCCAAUCGCCAGCAACACAGCUUCAAGUUACUCGCGUGCCACGGCGACGUGACUACCUACACCGCGUGUUGAAUAGCAACAACCUCAAUGAUGCGUAUACAAGAGUGGAGAAUUUCGCAUCAUUGGAUUGUGUGGUGGACAACUUACCCGCAUUAUACUCGAUGAUCGCGCUUCUACUGCCGUCGAUACUGCAUCGAAUCGAGGUCGCAAUGAUCGCCGAGACCUUACGUACAACCCUUUUCGAGCCUGUGAAUGUCAAGGCAGACGAUUUACCACUUAUGGUUACAGCACUUACCGCUUCUUCAACCGAUGAAGAUGAUAACUAUCAACGCCUCGAAUUUCUCGGGGACUGCAUAUUGAAGUUUGUUUCGUCUCUCCAUGUGAUGGCAGAAAACCCCACUUGGCCCGAGCACUAUCUCACCGGAAAGAAGGGAAAGAUUGUGAGCAACGGCUUUCUUGCGCGAGCUACCUUGGCAGCUGGACUUGACAAGUUUGUUAUCACCAAGCGCUUCACAGGAGCAAAAUGGUCGCCCCAGUAUGCAGCAGAUGUACUCGCAGCGACCACUCUACCAGAAAAGCAGAACCGAUCGUCAAAACUCAUUGCUGACGUUGUCGAGUCUCUCAUUGGUGCAGCUUAUGUCGUUGGCGGGUUCCCCAAGGCUUUCGUCUGCGUGCAGACACUUUUACCACUCGAAAGGUGGACGCCGAUAUCCGUAGCCAACGACGUACUGUUUAGAGCAGCCCCUACAAACCUUGCGGUAACGAAUCUUGACAUCUUGGAACCAAUGAUUGGUUACACAUUCAACAAGAAGAUGAUGCUUCUUGAAGCACUUACACACGCUUCUUACACCGGGCCGAACGUUCAUUGCAGCUAUGAGCGACUGGAGUUUCUCGGAGACGCAGUACUCGAUUACCUCAUUUCCGCACGUCUAUAUGCGCACGACCCACCGCUGCCGCACUAUAAGAUGCAUGCCAUGCGGACGGCAAUGGCAAACGCAGCGUUCCUGACAUUCAGCAUGUUUGAGACAACUAUUUUGGAGGAAACGAUCAACAAGACAACUCUGCAAUCGGAAGUCCAUCAAAGGGCGCUGUGGCAAUUUCUACGAUCUGGAAGCCAACAGCUUGUCGCUACAAGGGAUGUAGCUUUGCAGCAACACACAGAGGUUAGGGAGCAGUUGCGUCGUGCAUUGGAGCAGGACGACGAAUUUCCCUGGCACUUGCUGGCCAUGACCAAUGCCCCAAAGUUCUUGUCGGAUAUUGUCGAGAGUGUGAUAGGUGCGAUCUACAUCGAUAGCCACGGUGACUUCUCAGCCUGCGAAGUGUUUGUGCGCCGUCUUGGAAUCCUCAGUUCGCUUGAACGCAUUCUGCGCGACAACGUAGAUUGCCUACAUCCCAAGGAGCGACUAGGCCACCUAGCUAUCGAGCGCAGUGUCCAGUAUGUUCAUGUGCAAGGCGACGCUCAGCACAGCAUCGGCCUGCCACCUGGCAUGAGUAAAGUGUACCGAUGUCAGGUCAAGGUUGGUGGAGAGGACGUUGGAGGAGUCGUACAAGGGCUGACGAGGUUGAAUGCUGAGACUGUUGCUGCCUGGAGCGCAAACAAGAUCCUCAGAGGUAAGAGGGACAUUGUCAUGGGAGGCAGUGACGGGGAAGAUGUUUUCUUCGAUGCCGACGAGGGAAGUGGUAGGAUGCUUGGAGACUGGUAG